AUGGUUCUAAUGGUGCGAGCUGUGAAAACAUAUAUUUAUACAUUAAUCCAUAUUGCAGCUUGCUAAGGACCUAUUGCACCCUACUUUGGAGGCUGAGAGGCAAAGACACAAGAAGAAGAGGUUGGUUCAGAGUCCCAACUCCUACUUCAUGGAUGUAAAAUGCCCUGGUGAGUAUUAAGGAUGUAGGCUACAUCAACUGCCCAAGUUGCAACUUUUUGCAUUGACAUCUACAGUACCAGUCAAAAGUUUGGACACACCUACUCAUUCAAGGGUUUUUAUUUAUUUGUACUAAUCUUUACAUUGUAGAAUAAUAGUGAAGACAUCAAAACUAUGAAAUAACACAUAUGGAAUCAUUUAGUAACCAAAAAAGUGUUAAACAAAUCAAAAUAUAUUUUAUAUUUGAGAUUCUUCAAAUAGCCACCCUGUGCCUUGAUGAUAGCUUUGCACACUCUUGACAUUCUCUCAACCAGCUUCACCUGGAAUGCUAUUCCAACAGUCUUGAAGGAGUUCCGACAUAUGCUGAGCACUUGUUGGCUGCUUUUCCUUCACUCUGCAGUCCGACUCAUCCCAAACCAUCUCAAUUGGGUUGAGGUCGGGGUAUUGUGGAGGCCAGGUCAUCUGAUGCAGCACUCCUCACUCUCCUUCUUGGUACAAUAGCCCUUACACACCCUGGAGAUGUGUUGGGUCAUUGUCCUGUUGAAAAACAAAUGAUAGUCCCACUAAGCCCAAACCAGAUGGGAUGGCGUAUCGCUGCAGAAUGCUGUGGUAGCCAUGCUGGUUAAGUGUGCCUUGAAUUCUAAAUAAAUCACAGACAGUGUCACCAGCAAAGCACCCCCACACCAUAACACCUCCUCCUCCAUGCUUUACGGUGGGAACUACACAUGCGGAGAUCAUCCGUUCACCCACACCGCGUCUCACAAAGACAAUGUGGUUUGAACCCAAAAUCUCCAAUUUGGACUCCACACCAAAGGACACAUUUCCAUCGGUCUAAUGUCCAUCACUUGUGUUUCUUGGCCCAAGCAGGUCUCUUCUUCUUAUUGGUGGCCUUUAGUAGUGGUUUCUUUGCAGCAAUUCGACCAUGAAGGCCUGAUUCACACAGUCCCCUCUGAACAGUUGAUGUUGAGAUGUGUCUGUUACUUGAACUCUGUGAAGCAUUUAUUUGGGCUGCAAUUUCUGAGGCUGGUAACUCUAAUGAACUUAUCCUCUGCAGCAGAGGUAACUCUGGGUCUUCCAUUCCUGUGGCGGUCCUCAUGAGAGCCGGUUUCAUCAUAGCGCUUGAUAGUUUUUGCGACUGCGCUUGAAGAAACUUUCAAAGUUCUUGACAUUUUCAGUAUUGACUGACCUUCAUGUCUUAAAGUAAUGAUGGACUGUUGUUUCUCUUUGCUUAUUUGAGCUGUUUAUGCCAUAAUAUGGACUUGGUCUAUUACCAAAUAGGGCUGUCUUCUGUAUGCUCAAACGCAUUAAGAAGGAAAUAAAUUCCACAAAUUAUCUUUUAAGAAGGCACACCUGGCUAUUUGAAGAAUCUUACAUAUAAAAUAUAUUUUGAUUUGUUUAACAUUUAUUUGGUUACUACAUGAUUCCAUAUGUAAUUUCAUUGUUUUGAUAACUUCACUAUUAUUCUACAAUGUACUUUUUUUUUUUAAUAAAGAAAAACCCUUGAAUGAGUAGGUGUGUCCAAACUUUUGACUGGUAGUGUAUAAGAAUUAUAAUAAUUUACAAAAAAUAAAGCAUGAAAAUAAAUAUAGCAUUUACAAAUGUUUAUUAAAGAAAAAAUAUUAUAUAAGGUUACAGAAAAACACAUUUGUUUUCAACUUUAUUCCAGGCUGCUACAGGAUCACCACAGUGUUCAGUCAUGCCCAGAAAGUGGUGCCCUGUGGCGGCUGCUCCUUCAUCCUGUGCCAGCCCAGAGGGGGGAAAUGCCGCCUCACUGAGGGUAAGAAGACUGUUGUACAAUCACAUUGCUCAAUAACUUAUACAGUAGCAUAUGCCCAAAAUAUAUUAGUGUAGAGCUCUGUUGAAUGUCUACUGAUUAUUGACUUUACCAGUUCUCUUUCUCACCCCUAUCCAGGCUGCUCCUUCAGAAGAAAGCAACACUGA
Molecule: messenger RNA, 2097 nt
Organism: Coregonus sp. 'balchen'
Lineage: Eukaryota; Metazoa; Chordata; Actinopteri; Salmoniformes; Salmonidae
Source: the annotation of a GenBank genome assembly